Maniola jurtina (meadow brown) is the source of this 5555-nucleotide messenger RNA. It is a transcript of the gene tay, whose product is annotated as fibrosin-1-like protein. The transcript is spliced from 15 exons. Bases 372 to 4556 code for a protein of 1394 amino acids. The record is from RefSeq and is a predicted model, not a curated record. Lineage: Eukaryota; Metazoa; Arthropoda; Insecta; Lepidoptera; Nymphalidae.
CCUUUCAUUGUAUUGACUAUUGACUGAUUCUGAACACAGAAUAAUGUAUAAAACUAAUUUAACAUUUAAUUGUCUUAGUUCAUCUUAAAAUAUGUUGUAGCAUAUCUUAGUUUAAGUGUAAUAAUGUCCCCGUUUACGUAAAAGUGAAAGAAGACAGCCCGUCGAGUGCUACGCGGCCAUUUUACUUGCAAUGCGGCAACGGUGUACGGUCCGCCAUUGGAAACGGCCAGUGUCUUUUUCUGUGUGUAAGAUUUGUAUUUUGUCGAUUUGCUCGGCAUAGAAACAAAGGUUAACCAUGUGUGAUAAAAGUGUAGUGCGGACUUUAGUGUAGUGAAGCACGGUGGUCGGGUGUUUCGAAUAAUGUGCGAACGAUGGAAAACGAAGUGAAGCAGCGCAAUCAGAGAAAUAGGCGAAGGGAGCGGGCCCAGCGCAUGCAAGCACAGCGAGAGAGUAAAGUUAAGGAUGGGGACAGCGGCGAGGACGAGUCUCCGGCGAGAGAAAAGCCACCUCGUCCUCCAGCCAGGCGGAAAAAGUCGAGGGAACCCCUCGGAGAGGAGGAUAUCAUCGAUGGUUUCGCCAUAAUGGCAUUUCGCACCUAUGAAGAUCUCGAGGCUGCCGUAAAAUGCGUUUCCUCACCCCGAACCAUCGCGCUGUCCACCAAACCCCGGUUACCGUUGGCUGCGCUUGCAGGCGACGCAGUCCGCAACCAUACCACCAGCAACGUCAAUUCACAUGGUAUAACGCUGCUUCAAGACGCUGGUACGUCGGAUGAUAGUGGACGGGCAUCAGAAAGACUCACGGGCAGUUCAGUGGCACCCCGGGAUCCCGAUUCCUCUCGCGACCGACUUAGCGAUGCCAGUAGCCGCUGUAGUUCCGGAAAAGGCUAUAUCUGUGAUAGUGAAGGCGACGACGAUAAGGCGAGUCCAGAAAAUAGCAGAAAUGCAUCCCCUAGGUAUCACGAUGCAUCGAUGGAUGAUGCAUCGGACGCCGGGUCUCUGUUCCGGGUGACGGGCGCGGGUGGCGGUGGCGGCGUCAAGAACGAGCUGGUGGCGCGCGGCGGCAGCGGCGGCGCGCUGGCUCUGUCCCGCGCGCCCGUCGGCGGCAGCGCGAGCCCGGCACCCGCGCCGCUGCCGCAGCCCGCGCCCUCGCCGGCGCCGGCCGCGCUGCCGCCACCCGCGCUGCCGCCGCCGCCCUUCCGCGCCGACACGCCGCACCGCAACAACGGCGCGCACAUACCUGCACUCGACGGCCAAGCCGCCACGCAGGUUCCCGCGCGGCCCGUCGGCGCCGCCGGGGCCGACACGCCCGAGCGCCCGGCCAGCAACAACAAGCUGCAGACGGGCGCGCGCGCCGCCGCCGACAGUCCGACGCCCGCGCCGCCCGCCCCGCCCGCGCCCUCGCCGCUCUUCCCCUCGCACACCGCCUACCAGGCGCACGCCGCCGCCGCGCUGCCCGACUACCGCCACACCAACCACGAGACGCGGACCGAGCCACCGCAGCCCGAGCCGCCGCACGCGCCGCUCGACCUGCACGCACACCAGCCCGCGCCGCGCCCGCCGCACCUGGUGCCGACGGCGACGCCCGCGCCACAUCCUAGUCUCCCGAACCGCGGACCCCACUCUCAACCUCACCCUGUGAUACCCGGCCACGACGUCCGGAAUGCGUCGCCGGCGCAAGCGCAGGUUCAUCCUUCCGUUCCUACCUCGUUCCCCAACCGCAUCGUGCCGAAUGGCGUGCCGCAGAGCGUGGCGUCACAGACGCCGCCCGCGUCCGCUCCUAGCAGUCUUCCGAGUCAAACGCCUUCCGGCCGACCGUCGUCUCCGGCGGCCCCGAUCUCCCGCCCUUUCGCCGCCCCGUCUAUCGGGUCUAGUCAUGUAAACUCGAAUAUAAGUUCCAGUAUUCACAGCCAUUCGAUACCCUAUCCGGGUCAAUCGAGUUUACAGAAACAUUCCGUGCAGCCGAUGUACGCGAGUCGACCCUCGCAUCACACGGCGUUCAGUGUGGCCAAUCACAUAUCGGCCAACCACCUGCCGUCUACUACGAAUCCGCCGGCCGCAAUGCAUUUCACUCAUCCACUCAGUAGCCAUAGUAUCAUGAGCCACGCGAAUAUUCCAAUGAGCGGUUCCAACCCGCUGGCGACAUCGACGCCGAAUCACAUGAGUGCACCACAUCUAUCGAGCACCACGACCACGAGUACAAUGUCGAGUUUCACGCCGAGUAUAAAGCAUCCUGGUUUAAGUUUACCUCCUCAUCCGUCGUCCUUAGCGCCGGCGGUCACGUUGCAUCAACCUAUGAAUAUAGAUCCCACGCCGAUUUCAAGCGCUCCAACGGUGCUAACUCCGGCGUCUAGUAGCAGUAGUGUAAACAGUCACUCGAUAGUACCACCGAUAGUAGAUUCGCGGCCGGUGCCGGUUCCCGCCAGCGAGAUACCGGCACGAAGCGAAAGUGCCACCGUGAGUUCCGCAAUGGCGCUGAACGGUUACCCUCCUCCGGCCGUGUACUCGGGCGGUUCCUAUCCCACCUUGUACGCUCCUUAUGCUCCUACACUCCAACAUAGUCCCUACCUUCCGCCAUCUGCCGCAUCUCCGAGAAAUACUGCUGAUGCGCGGACGAGCCUGUCGGCGUCGCCGCUGGUGGCGCCCAAGACGCCGAAGGGCGUGCGACCGCACACGCCGGGCUCGCUGGCCGCGCACGCGCCGCUCUCCUACUCGCCGCGGGGGCAUAGCCCCAGCAGGGAGCGAGAGAGUUUCAGCAGCAACAUCAGCAGCCUGUCGCGCAGCACGGUCGCGUCGGGCGGCGCGUCGUCCGCGCCCACCGUUUCGUCGGCGCUCACGGCGCCGCUGGCCGCGCCGCUUGUGGCUCCGCUCGCCGGCCCGUUGCCUGCACCUUUACCUGGUCCAGUCCCAACGCUGGGCGUGUCAAGUACGCUGGGCCCGCUGUCGACGGGGCUCAGUGCGCUGGGCGGGCUGACGGGGCUAGCGGCGCCCACGCCCACGGCGCCUACGCCCGCGCCGCACCUGGCGCACUCGCUGGCGCCUGUGCCCACCGUGCCCAGCAUCAGCUCCAGCGCCAAGCCGCCCGCGCACUGGGGGGUAACCAGGCCCACAGGCGCGGAGCGGGCCGGCUUUGCCCCCGCACCGCCUUUGUUCGGCGCGCCGCUGCCUCCGCCUAACCCCAACCCUUUCUCCGCAGAAUCACUAUUCCAAACUAGUCCAGGUGCUGAUCUCCUCCGGCGGGAACUGGAUAACCGGUUCCUGGCGGCGGCGGGCGCCGUGGGCGUGCGCACGGAGCUGCACCACCACCAGCACCAGCACACGCACGUGCAUCAGCACCCUCCCGCCUCGCACGCGCCGCACGCUGCGCACGCGCCCCACGCGCCGCACGCGCCGCCCGCGCCGCACCACCCGCACCAGCUGCUAGUGCCUCAUGCACCAUUGUUCAAAGAUGUUGGGAAAAUGACGUCACUAUACCGAACCGGUCUCAGCCUUGGCUACCCGUACUCUUCCAGCCUGCUGCACCCCACGGCGCCCUACGUGCCGCCCGCGCCGCUCACUACUUACGCCCCUAAGCCCGUAGUGUCAGCCGCAAGCGACUCCGCCACUAAACCACCACCACGCCCCGCUGCCGCGAAAACCGGCAAAUGGAACGCGAUGCACGUACGGAUCGCCUGGGAGAUCUACAAUCAUCAGCAGAAAGAGAAGACCGGCGGCGCGGCCGUGUCCAUCGGCGGCGACAAAGACAAGCUGCGCGCCUUCCCCGCGCCCGCGCCGCCGCCGCCCGCCUACCGCUCGCCCUACGAGCUGCCGCCCGCGCCCUACCUGCCGCACCACGCGCCGCUCGGCAUGGUGCGCUAUCCCGCGCGGCCCGCGCUGGCGCCGCCACCCGACCGCCACCUGGGCGUGUCGCCCUUCGCGCGCUACGGCGCCGCCGCCUUCCCCGGCGCGCCGCCCUUCGGCCUCUCCGCCUACGGCCGCGAGCUGGCGCUGUCCUCCUCGCUGCACGGCCUGCACCACGCGCCGCCCAUGUCGCUGCACGACGCGUGGCGCGGCGUUCGCCCGCCCGUGUCCGCCGCGGCCGAGGUGCGCCGCGAGCACGAGGAGCGCGAGCGCGCCCGGCGCGAGCGCGAGGAGCGCGAGAGGCGAGACCGCGAGGAGCGCGAGCGCCGGAAGCUGCGCGAGCAGCGCGAGCGCGAGAUGGAACGCGCGCGGACGCGGUCGCCGCUGCGCAACGGGGUCCCGGAGCCUCCCAAGGACGAGCGCAAGGAGCCGCCGCGGCCGCCGCCCUCGCUGCCCGCCUACCCGCCGCCCUCGCACUGGGACCCGUACCGGUUCGACCCGCUGCAGCACAUGCGGUUCGCACCGUUUGUGGAGGCGGCGAUUCGCGCGGAGGAGGACCGCGCCAAGAUGCUGAACGCGUACGCGCACCACCAGCAGCUGAAGUCGAGCCCGCUGCUGCACCGCUCGCUGCCGGGCGGGCCGCUGCCGCCGCUGGGCGCGCACGCGUCGCUGGCGCCGCUCGCGCCGCUCGACCUGCUCAAGAAGGAGGAGCCGCGAUGAUAGCAGGCGCCCGCGACCGCCGCCCCCCGUGUACAUAGCGAGUGACAGUUUAGUUCCGAGUGUAUCGUUUCGCAGUAUCGGUUUAGAGAAUUAUUUAUUGUAACGUCGCUUGCGGAUGUCGGCCGCGUCCGGCGCCCGUCGGCCGGUGUCAUGUGCAAUAGAGGACGAGAGCGCGGCCGUCGCCGCCGGCCUGUACACUACUGCUUGUUUAUUUACAUGGAAAUAUCUAUCGAGUUGUUAUUGUGACCAUAAUUAGUUAAUUAUACAUUAAAGCGCUGAAUUAUGUGAAGGAUAGGAUUGUCGGAAUCGCUAUCGAUAUAAUUAUACAUAUUUAUAUAUACCUAUAAAUAAAAUGUAAAUAUUAGUUGUAAAUUAGUGUUAAAAUAUAGAAUCGGUUUAUUUAACGUCAUAUGAAGGAAAAAAACCCAUAAAUUAUUAUUCUAUCGGAAGUUUAAUUUAUACUUCCGUUAAAAAUCUCAUAAUGGUUUUUCUAUUGUACCAGUGGAGGAUUAUUUAUUUAUUUAUACUUAUUUCUCUUUUCUAGUAGACUUGAGAUACAGUUUUUUUUAAAUAGUGGUUGACAUUUCUUAAUGCAUUUAAAAUGUGAUAUUAUUAUAUUGUGAAAUACAUUUUGUCUGACUUCAGAGUAGUGUAUUUGCAUCUAGAUAAUGUAAUAAUCAUGUUAUCUACUUUGUAACUUAUUUCCGUGUUAGUUUGUCUAAUAAUGCAACUCUGUAAAACAUUGAUUUAAUGGUUUGUCUUAGUAAACUCGAUAUGUGCCAUUAAAGCUAACAUUAAUGGACUAAGUCAGACAAAAUUGAAAUUAUGAUUAUUAGAACCUGUUUUAAGGCACAUUUGAUGAUUGUGUUCUCAUGAUUUCAUGAAGGGUAACUCAGAAGUGUAUUAUAGUUUAUACAAAAAUCAUUCUGUAUACUAAAAAUAAAUGAAAGCUUGGUGCGAUUCAGAAAAUACCAUUAAAACUUUUGAUUUUUAUACCAA